Molecule: messenger RNA, 2103 nt
Organism: Zonotrichia leucophrys gambelii
Lineage: Eukaryota; Metazoa; Chordata; Aves; Passeriformes; Passerellidae
Product: zinc finger protein 420-like
Exons: 2
Coding region: 176-1903 (575 amino acids)
Source: RefSeq, a predicted model, not a curated record
AGGAAGAGGAGGGGGAGAAGGAGAAGAAGGAAGAGGAGGGACAAAGGAAGAGGAGGGACAAUGGAACAGGAACACCGGGGGGAAGAGGCGACCCAACACCACGCGGUUCCCCAGCUCCAUCCGCAGCUUCCCCGGCCCCGCCGGCAUCGCCGCCCGGAGCCCGCAGGAGCUGAGCAUGGAGAGCAGCGAGGAGCCGGUGGCAGAGGCCGUUUGGAGCGGCUCCACGGCUCGGCAGGGAGAAGCCAACGGGGAGGAGAAGCCGCGGAGAUCCCUGAGCAGGAGGGGCUGCAAAGGCAGAGCGCGGGGAUCCGAGGGGGAAAGAGCCAGCCUGGGCCAUGGAGGGGCUCAGAGAUCCGAGCUGGGGCCCCAUGAGCAGCUCCAGGGUGGGGAGGAGAAGCCCCACAAGUGCUCCGAGUGUGGGAAGAGCUUCAGGUGGAGAUCCUGCCUGAUGCAGCAUUGCAGAAUCCACACGGGGGAGCGACCGUACCAGUGUGACCAGUGCAAGAAGAGCUUUAUGAGCAGUGGUGAUCUCGUGGUGCACCAGCGCUCACACACGGACGAGAGGCCCUUCCAGUGCCCCGACUGCGGGAAGCGCUUCAACCGCGUCUCCACCCUGAACAGGCACCGGAUGAUCCACACCGGGGAGAGGCCCUACAAGUGUGAUCAGUGCGAGAAAAGGUUUGACAGGUCCUCCCAUCUCCUCCGUCACCAGGUCAUUCACACCGAAGUGAGGCCUUUCUACUGCCCUGACUGCGGAAAGGGCUUCAAGCACAACAGCAACCUCAUCACCCACCAGCGCAUCCACACCGGGGAGAGACCCUACAAGUGUGAGCAGUGUGGGAAGAGCUUCAGGUGUAGGCCUGAACUGACUGUCCACCUGAGGAGCCACACGGGGGAGCAACCCUACCAGUGUGACCAAUGCCAGAAGAGCUUUAUGAGCAGCCGUGAUCUCGUGGUGCACCAGCGCUCACACACGGAUGAGAGGCCCUUCCAGUGCCCCGACUGCGGGAUGGGCUUCAAAACCGUCUCCCACCUCAACAGGCACCGGAUGAUCCACACCGGGGAGAGGCCGUACGAGUGUGACCAGUGCAAUAAGAGGUUCCUCAACAGCAGCCACCUCCUCCGUCACCGGCGCAUCCACACCGGGGAGAGGCCCUACAAGUGUGAUCACUGUGGGAAGGGCUUCAAGCACAGCAGCACUCUCAUCACCCAUCAGCGUAUCCACACCGGGGAGAGACCCUACGAGUGUGAUCAGUGUGGGAAGGGCUUCAGAGACAGCUCCAGCCUGACUGUCCACCUGAGGAGCCACACCGGGGAGAGGUCCUACAAGUGUGAUCAGUGCCAGAAGGGCUUUUACACCUCGUCUGAUCUCCUCAAGCACCAGCGCAUCCACACGGAUGAGAGGCCCUUCCGCUGUCCCGAUUGUGGGGUGGGAUUCAAAGAGAAGUCAACCCUCGUCAAACACAGGAGGAUCCACACCGGGGAGAGGCCCUACAAGUGUGAUCAGUGCCAGAAGAGCUUUUACGCCUCGUCUGAUCUCCUCAUGCACCAGCGCAUCCACACGGAUGAGAAACCCUUCCGCUGUCCCGAAUGUGGGGUGGGAUUCAAGUACAAGUCAGGUCUGGUCAAACACAGGAGGAUCCACACCGGGGAGAGACCCUACGAGUGUCCCCAGUGUGGGAAGGGGUUCACAGACAGCUCCGGCCUGACUGUCCACCUGAGGAGCCACACUGGGGAGAAGCCCUACGAGUGUGAUCAGUGCCAGAAGAAUUUUGUGAGCAGCGGCGAACUCCGCAAGCACCAGCUCACCCACACCGGGGAGAAGCCCUACAAGUGUCCCCACUGCGAGAAGAGCUUCUCCAGGAACUUCGCCUUGGCCAAGCACCAACGCACCCAGCAUUAGAGUCCACCCUGGGUGGGAAGAACUUUGUGAUCUGGUCCAGCUCCAAUGGUCUCAGAGCUCUGGGUGAUCCCAGGUGGGCAGAGCACAGGUGAUCCCUGUUUGGAGCACACCUGGCUGGGGGCUCCACAUCCUUCUGGCUCCCCGUGGCCUGGAUUUUCUCUUUGUGCUUUUUAAAUCUGAGUUUAGAAAUAAAAGAUAUU